Molecule: messenger RNA, 682 nt
Organism: Saitoella complicata NRRL Y-17804
Lineage: Eukaryota; Fungi; Ascomycota; Saitoellomycetes; Saitoellales; Saitoellaceae
Exons: 1
Coding region: 62-682 (206 amino acids)
Source: RefSeq, a predicted model, not a curated record
CACUUGUCUAACAACACAGGUUCACCAAAACUUUCAACAACACCAUUAAAAGCCUUUGAAAAUGUUCACUAUCUUGAACAACCUCACUGCUCUCUUCUCUGUUGCCAUCAACGGAGUUUCUUCCCCGACCAAAGCUGUUCUUGGCUACAAGCUCAUUAAGCGCAACCGCCUCGAUGACCUUGAACCCCAGCUCCUGGUCAAAGAGCAAGUUAUUGUUCAGGAGAGUGCUCAUGUUACGCAGAUUUGCGCCGUUGUUGCCCAGUCUGUUGAUGCAGAGGUGGAGUGUGCUGAGGAAGAAUUUGAAGAAGAGGAUGUUCGCGUUGUUGAAAGGGUCAUCAAUGAGACAGCUGCUCUCUUGGAUGAUGAAGAGCUUGACACCAAUGUUGACGAGUCCUGCAAUGGCCCUGCCUUUUCUACGCUGGCCACUGCGGCAUGUUCAGCAGUGAACUCAACUGUAUCCUUGAAAGUGAUGAAGAAGAAGAAGAGUUCGGUAGUGAGAAAAUCAAUCUUCAAAACUGCGCGCCAGAGCUCCAGUUCAUCCGACAAGUUCAUCGAGCUAGGCAACUCUUGUGCGCCCCUUCAUGCGCUGUCUUUGGGUUCUCUGAAGUUCAUGAUGGUACUUGCACAUACGCAACCUACAUAUUUACCAUUAGCUGGUCUAUGUACGGAAUUCACAAUUUAG